GGAAUACCAGAUCACAUCCAAUAUAAAGGACAAGCAUGUGAGUGCCCUAUUUCUGCCAGAAUAACAUGAAGCACAUGGCAAAAAGUAUCAGGUGGAGCAGAGAACAAGAAUGAUCAGAAGGAACAGAUGGCAAGCAAAGGGGGAGGAAGAAAUGGAGAGCAACACUAGAAGGCAAAAAGCUGUCCUUUCUCAGGAAGGUCAAUCAAGAUGCAGAUUAACAGAAGAGCUCUUGAGUAGGCUUGGCCUUGAGGGCAAAUAUCAACACAAACUUACAAGAGCACAUUUUCUUGAAAUAACUCCAUCCUCAUUACAGAAUGAUGAGCCCAGGAAAGAGAAGGAUCUUGUUUACGCUUUCCUGCAACAAUUGUUCACAGCAGAUUACAGAGCAAGACACGCCUCUGUCAAAUCUGAACCCACAACACCAAAUCCUCAGCACACAGCUACAGAAGAUGUUUUUCAGGCUCUGUUUAAAAAAAACACUGUGAACACAGAAAAGAAACAAGUCCAUAUUCACCCAAUGGACAUUCAGAUGGCAGUGUUCCUCUGUGCAGAUCAUUUUCUUCAGCAGACCAUGGUAACUAAGCUCUCUCAGUGUCAGUAUGCAGUUCCGUUGUUGGUCCCCAAUCCUUUCUCUAAAAUGAUUGAAUUUCCUCUGUGGACAAUGCGCCAUAUUAGUAAGAGCUGGAAGACCACUGAUGCUUCAGACAAAGUCAUCAGCAAGACCCUGCCCAUAUGCAAAGCUAAAACUUCAAUGGUUGCAUUCUUCAGGAUUGGCUCUAUUUCCUCAUCUAAAUCUCAGCUAAUAAAUGGCCUGAUCAAUGAGAAGCACAACACAUUCUUCCACAGGAACUGUCCAACCAGCAGCAGAGAUCGUCUACUGAUGGAUGGAGUGGUGGAGAUCGCCUGGUACUGCCCGUCAGGGAAAAGCACUGAUCAUUUCACUGACUGUGUUGCGUUCUGUAAUCUGCAUGGUGAUUCCAGCACAAAUGUGACUCAAAGAAAGAUUCUCACUGAAAUGGCCUCAGUAAAUGUAGUACUUUUACCUAAUCUCAAUGAGAAUGACAACAAUAUGGUAAUCGUACAGGAUCUUUGCAAGUCCUCAACUCCUCUCAUUGUGGUUCUUACUGAUGAAGACGAUGAUAAUGAAGAUGCUGUGUGUGAGAUAGGGGCAAGAAAAUACAGAGUCCGAAUGAAGGGCAGAAAUCAGUCUAAUGUUUCUAUUGCACUUAGAGGAGUUAUCAGGAACUGCCUGUUAGAAUUGCCUGUGACAUUCAGAGUAGAGAAGAUGGCAGAAUACAGAGAGGUGAGGCUGGAUGAGCUCAAUGAAGCCUGUCAGAGAGGAGAGAAAGCUGCACAACAGAUACAGAGGUUCCUGAAGAGUGAAAAUCCAUCCACAGUAAAAGAAAGAUAUCUUCCUUGCCAGGGAAAGCUGUGGCAAGACUGGUGUCAAAAGAACAAAGACUUACGACGGCUUCAAAGUACCAACAUAGAAGUAGAGAAAAGUAAAAAGCAACAAGAAAUGCGGGCAAUAAGACAGAAACAGCAGAUAUAUGGUUUCAGUGAACUCAUGAGGUUAUUUGUUGGAAGUUUAAGGUCACUGUCAGGCAUUCAAGAAAUGUAUUUUCUCAAGUGGACUGCAGUCCUGCUGGACAAUUUCACUUCAGACAAACUCUCCACCAUCCAUCAAGAGUAUGACCGAAAAUGGGCAGAAGUGUUGGCAUUAAAGAAAAAGCAAAGCAAAUUUGAGGAACAAAAAAUAAAACAAAAGAACCUUGAAGAAAACUCAGUCAAACUGACUAAUGAUCUCUCGAAUAAUUUGUCUUUAGAACAUGCCAAAAUAGACAAACUAAAAGCUGAACAAUUAAACCUAGAAAAGAUCUCAAAUGAGCUUAAUGCUGCCACUUUUGGUUUAGAGCACAUACUGAGAGAAAUGGGGCAGAUUUAUGAAGCUUCAUUCUCUGAGAAAAGGUGGAUUAGAAGAAACGAGGUUGGGAACCUUCAUUACCUGCCUGGACUUGCUGCUGAACUCAUGAUAUCUGGCCAUCCAAUGGAGCUGAUGGAUGGUGAUGCAGCUCAUGUUCCUCUGGUCUGGGUAUCAGCAGUUCUAGAUGAGCUUAUCAAGAAACUGGGAGAUCAGAGAGUUUUUGUGUUGUCAGUUUUGGGGAUUCAGAGCUCUGGGAAAUCCACUAUGCUGAAUGCCAUGUUUGGACUCCAAUUUGCAGUCAGUGCUGGAAGGUGCACUAAAGGAGCCUUCAUGCAGCUGGUCAAAGUGUCUGAGAAGAUGAAGGAGGAAUUGAAAUUUGACUACAUUCUUGUUGUUGAUACCGAAGGUCUUCGAGCUUUAGAGCUGGCAGGAAAAGACAUGAUACAUCAUGAUAACGAAUUGUCAACAUUUGUUGUAGGUCUUGGAAAUAUGACAUUGAUCAACGUGUUUGGAGAGAACCCAGCAGAGAUGCAGGACAUCCUUCAGAUUGUUGUUCAGGCCUUCAUGAGGAUGAAGAAAGUCAGGCUGAAUCCCAGCUGCAUGUUUGUGCAUCAGAAUGUUACUGAUAUUGCAGCUGCAGAGAAAAUCAUGGAGGGAAGGAGACGUUUACAAGAUAAACUGGAUGAAAUGACUAAGUUAGCUGCUGAAGAAGAAGCCUAUGAUGCAGAAUGUUUCAGUGACGUCAUUGCAUUUGAUAUACAGAAUGAUGUGAAGUACUUUUCACAGCUCUGGGAGGGCAACCCACCCAUGGCUCCACCAAACCCAUGCUACAGUGAAAAUGUUCAGGAGCUAAAAAGACAAAUUGUUGCUCGUGCAUCAAAGACAAAUGGCAUGAAAUUGUCACAAUUCCGAAUGCGAGUGAACGACCUGUGGAAUGCACUGCUGAAUGAAAACUUUGUUUUUAGUUUCAAGAAUGCACACGAGAUAUCAGUGUACAGGAAGCUGGAGGAGGAGUAUGAGAAAUGGACCUGGAGUCUCAGGAGUGCCAUGCUGAGCAUUGAAGACAAAAUGCUCAACAGAAUAACCAGUGGAAAAGUGGAAAGAAUUGAAAAGCAAGAGCUCAUGAAAGAGAUGGCAGGAACCUUAGAUGAUGUCCAAAAAGCAUUUAAAGUCUACUUUGAAGAAAACAGUGAAAAGGAAACACUGAUUCAGUGGGCAUGCAAAUUUGAAAAGCAAAUUCUACACCUCCAUGAUGACCUUGUAAAUGAGGCAAAAAGAAAACUGGAUGACAACAUUCAACAGAAAAACAUUCGAAAAAAGCUGGACCAGCAACUGAUACACUAUGAAAAGACACUAUUUGAAAAGAGCAAAGAGUUUGCAUUGAAGCUUAAAGAAAACGGCACUAAAAAUAGAGAUCCAAAGGCAGAAUUUGAUUCAGUGUGGGGAAAGUGGGUCUCUGAAUUGACUGAAAAUGCUCCAAAAAUCAAAGAUGCUAACAUACCAGAAGACGUGAAUGAAAUUCUAGCAGAGCUUUAUGGAUAUGGGCUUGUUGUUUGUCGAAAAGGAUCUCACAACUACAGAAGGAUUUGCACUGCUGGAGAUUACCAAGAUUACGUCUCUAUGAAAAAGAGCAUGCUCAAAUUUAAGGAAAAGUGUCUUAAACCAGAGGACCAACAGUCAAUACAAGAGCUAAUUUCUAAGGUCAUUGAACAAACAAAAGAUAAAAUGCAUUCAUUUCCAGUCUCAGUGCAGGGAUACAAUGUAAUCUACAUCCAAGACGUUGCACGUGAUGUAAGAAAACUAGUGCAGGGCUUUAAAUCUACAGGUGAUUCCUUUAACUUUAAGAAAGAGUUCUUUGUAGAUCUCUCCCUUUAUGUGUGUGAGCAGGCAGAAAUUCGCUUUGCAGAACUUCACAGUAAAUUCAAGGAAGUAAAUGAUCCAUUUAUUUACUUUGAAAAAAAAAGGUCUGAGUACUUUAAAGUCUUUCAAAACUACUGUGAGGGAGCAACAUUAGCAGCUGUGCUUGGAGCCCAAAUUUGUAACAGACUAAAAGGGCCAAUCAUACAAAGUGUGUAUAACAUGGUCGCUACCUUAAUUUGUGGACAAAUGAGAGGGAAGCCACCAUUUAAUGGGAACAGAGGUGAUCUUGAAAAGCACAUUCUGAAGUCACUGGCAGAGCAGGACGGGGAUAAGAGUAAGAGGUUUGAUAACUUCUUGACAUAUAUGUAUCAUCCUAAGUCCCACUUUGAAAAUUUCAUCAAAGACCAAGUUAGAAAGUACAUGGCAGCAGAAGACCCUCAAGCAGUUUCUGCAAUCAAAGAUCACAUUGAACACAAACAGAAAACUGUAAUAAGUAUGGCAGAAAUGGCAAGAGACAAAGUCAAACCCUUCAAAGGAGACAUAAAAAUGUGGCUGGAUUUUUUUUCCAACAGCCUUGUAGAUGAGUUAGGAGACACUAGAGUUCACUUAAGUGGCGAUGAUUCUAAAGAUGUCACCGACUGUGAUGUUCUUGUGGAUUUUAUGAAGAUAGAGUUCUUAAUUGUCAUUGAAGAGCUAAAAGGAAGCCUCAGUAAGCUUUCAGACUUAAAAGUGAAGAUGUUCAGAGAAAAGCCUGAUGAGAUUCUGAUCAAACACUUCUGCAGGUGCUGCUGGGUGCAGUGCCCCUUCUGUGGAGCUGUCUGUACUAACAGUCAGGAAAAGCACAGUGGAGAUCACAAUGCCGAUUUCCAUCGCUCAUCUGGGAUGCGUGGAUGGCAUCCUAGAGGUACAACACAAUUGUCUGUAGACUUUUGCACAACAAAAGUAGCCAGUAACAGGUCGUUUUACCCAUCCCAUGACUCUGACAUUUCUGUCCCUUACAAGCAGUACAGGACAGCAGGAGGAAAGUUUGCUAAAUGGUGCAUCUCCGCUGAUUUUUCUGAACUGACGUACUGGAAAUGGUUUGUUUGUGAAUUCCAGAAAAACCUUGAAAAGCACUUCAAGAAAACCUUCAGUGGCCGGCGGGGGGAGAUUCCUGGUGAAUGGAGAGAAUUUACUCAAAUUGAUGCUGUUGAAAGCUUAGGAAUAAAUGGCUAAAUUACAAAAAUUCUAUGAUUUACAAAAACACACAAAUAUGUUUCCAGGCAAAUGAUGACAAUCCCUGGGAUCUCCUUGGAGGAACAAAAUCCAA
Messenger RNA from Colossoma macropomum (tambaqui), 5093 nucleotides. Its product is annotated as interferon-induced very large GTPase 1-like. The record is from RefSeq and is a predicted model, not a curated record. The coding region runs from base 110 to 4999 and encodes 1629 amino acids. NCBI's taxonomy places the organism in Eukaryota, Metazoa, Chordata, Actinopteri, Characiformes, Serrasalmidae. Gene Ontology annotation, molecular function: GTP binding. The transcript is spliced from 2 exons.